AUGGCACAUAAUCACAACUACCGUGUAGGUCAACGAGUGUCGUUUCAGGGGCAAUUAUGCACGAUUAGAUAUAUUGGAGAGGUCAAGGAUACAGAGAAGGAAUGGCUUGGGGUUGAAUGGGACGACCCUUCGCGGGGUAAGAAUGAUGGGAAAGGGUACUUUGAAUGUUUGAGCAAGGCACCAACUCCAGCAAGCUUCGUACGUCCUACCAGAAAAGCAGAUCCCGAGCAGAGCUUUGUCGAAGCGGUGUUCAGUAAAUACGCCCCUGGAGAUGGCAUAAACCCGCACAAACAAACUGUGAUAUCUGGGAAGGUUGCAGAGGAAGUUGGAUUUGAUAAAAUUGCUGAGCAACAGGCUCGGGUACAUGAACUGAAAGUUGUUUUGGUUGACGGACAGCGCAUCAAUAGGGCUCAUACUAAACUUGACACAAUGGAGGCCACGGCUACGCCAGUGGUUUAUCUUACUGCCAGGGAAGCAUGUCCCGGUAUCGUUCAGCUGGAUUUGAGUAGGAAUCUUUUAGAAGGUUUGGAUGAGGUAGAAAGGAUCUGUGAGCAGUUGCCAAACUUGAAAAUUCUGAGACUAAACGGAAAUCGAUUAGCGUCUGCUGUAAAGAAAAGCAUAGACGCUAUGUUUCUGGGAUCCGUUGAACAAAUUUUCGACAAGAUUCAGACUCUUGAAAUGGACGAAGCGGGUAUCGAUUGGGGUGAUCUUUGCCUACUCAUGCUAAGGUUCUGCUCUACAACAUCUCUGACGGCAUCAUCAAAUGGCUUCGGGAAAAUGAAUAUGCCUUUCCCCUGCCUUUCUGUCACCUCUUUAACACUUGAGAGGAACGAAUUUCAAUCAUUGACGGAUUUAGAGGUACUAACUCGACUCACAGCCCUCGAAUCGUUACUUCUCAAAGGAAACAAGAUAAUUACAACAGGAACAAUAACAGGGCCAGGUGCUGUCAAAACAUUCACUCCAUUAGUCUUCAACAAGAAGUUAUCAUACAUCGAUCUAUGUGACAACUGCGUCGACAAUUGGGAUUUUGUUGAUGAACUUGCUGACAUCUUUCCUGGCAUGACAUCUUUACGACUAUCCAAAAAUCCACUUUAUCCAGAAACAAGUAGUGACGCCACAAUGGGAAGUCUCGACGAGGCAUUUAUGUUGACUUUGGCACGUCUUGGGAAUCUUAAAAAAUUGAACUAUAGCAGCAUUACCCCCCAGGAUCGAAAUAAUGCAGAAUUAUUCUACCUCUCGAAAAUCGGCAACGAACUUGGAGCUGUAGAACUCGACCAAGAAUCUACAGUACUUUCCAGACACAAACGAUACGAGGAGUUGUGUGGCCUUCAUGGUCUUCCGGUAGUGGUGAGGAAAGAAGAAGCGGGGAUUAAUCCAGCUUUCUUAGAAGCACGUUUGAUAAAAUUCACAUUCUACGUUCCCGCAAGACCGGAGACUAAUCAACAGGAAAUGACAAUAGUGAAAGAGAUUCCUAAGACGUUUGAUGUUUACCGGGUUAAGGGUAUUGUGGGGAGACUUCUGGGUUGUAGACCAAUGAGUUUGAAACUCAUUUGGGAAACGGGAGAAUGGGAUCCAGUGGCAGGAUACGAUGAUGUUGGUGAGGAUAGUAGUGAUGAAGAUGAAGAUGAAGUUGAAGUUAUAGGCCAGAUGGGAGAAGCUUUGGCUCAUGCGAAACUUCUUGAAGAAGAACCCGAAGGCAUCGAUUCCGGUAUGGACAUGAAGACAGUUGAUGCACAAACUCACGAACAACCGGAGAAGAUCAUGGCAGGCAAAUUCAUGAAAAGAGAAGUAGAGUUGGAGGAUACUGCGAAAGACGUAGGUUUCAGGGUGGAUGAGAUGGAGGCUAGGGUUAGAGUAGAAUUCAAAGCUUGA
Sclerotinia borealis F-4128 is the source of this 1872-nucleotide messenger RNA. The record is from the annotation of a GenBank genome assembly. Lineage: Eukaryota; Fungi; Ascomycota; Leotiomycetes; Helotiales; Sclerotiniaceae.